CCUUCGUUUUAGGAGAAGUUUUCGUGUCGCUCCUCUCCAGCGGCGGCAGCAGCAGCGGCAGCAGCGGGGGGCGGAGGACCCUCCAGCGGACACAUUUCUGCUGCUUCAACGCGUGAAUAAAACACUCCAGAACCCUGGACAGACUCUAUAUACCGGGCAGUAUUUUUUUUUAUCCAGACGGGGAACACAGCUAUUUUAUCGGCUGCGGACGAAAUGAAGCCAAAAUUGCCUGCCAAGCUGUCAAAUUUGCAACCAGAGUCUCAGCAGUAAAGACCAGAGGCGGAGCCAGACUCACCGACUCAUUUGAUAGACCCACCCCCUUCUCCCAGACCAAGCGUCUCAGACUGCCUUCACUGAGUUUACAGUGGAGCCUAAAGGACCAGACACAGAGCGGAUUCUCCUCUUUGUCCACAGGUAAGGGGGUGCCAUGCCAGCCGCUGCUCCCCUGCUGCUCCCCCGCACCUUCUGGUGGUGGCCUCCAGUGCUUCUUCUCCUGUGGCCCCCACUGCCCCUCGCCUUGGGCCACUCCCUGCGGAGCACCUCUUCCUCCUCCAGUCCCCAGAUUUCAACUUCGCUCCAUGACUCCCGGCUCAACCACCUCCUGCUGGACCCCACCUCCAGCAGCAUCUACGUGGGGGCCGUCAAUGCCCUCUAUCACCUCUCUCCAGACCUCCAGCUACUCUCAUGGGGCAAAACAGGGCCCAAGUUGGACAGCCCUGACUGUUUGCCUCCUAUAGACCCUCUGGACUGUACCCAAGCCAAAUACACAGACAACACCAACAAGCUUCUCCUGCUGGAGGAGCAGGAUGCCGGCGGUGGGCCCCGGAGCCUGAUCGUCUGCGGGACUGUCCUGCAGGGCAUCUGCGAGAAGCGCAGCCUGAGGAACGUCUCGGAGGUGCUCUACCAGACGGCCAACCCUGUGGACACGCAGUAUGUUGCCGCUAAUGAUCCACGCGUCUCUACUGUGGGCGUGAUCGUGGAACAAAAAGGAGUGGGGCUCAUGUUGGUGGGUCGUGGGUACACAAGCAAAGGGCCAGGUGGGAUUCCUCCAAUCACAGCGCGCCGCCUGGCACCUCAUCUCUCAGCCCCUGCCUUCUCCCACGAGGAACUGGGCAAGCUGGUGGUUGGCAGCUACUCGGAAUACAACAACCAAUUCGUGAAGGCCCUACACCAUGACAAACACAUCUACUUCCUGUUCUCACGCCGCAACGUCGAGGGCAACCGAGAGUACCGGACGUAUGUUUCACGAUUAUGUGCAGGAGACCCCAGCUUCUACUCUUACGUGGAGGUCCCGCUGGAGUGCAAUGGAGGGAACAACCUGGUGUAUAACCUGGCCCAAUCAGCUGCUCUGGGGAACCACCGAGGAGAGCCUGCCCUUUUUGUAGCCAUGUCAGUUGGGCAGGCUUCCACCCCCACACCCACGUCACGCUCGGCUCUGUGUGUUUAUUCCAUGAAGGACCUGAACCAGGCGCUGAAGAAGGCUCAGCUUUUAUGCUAUACGCAGGAAGGAAAAAGAACUGGGACCAAUGAUGCCUAUGAUGCCUACAUCGAGUAUGAGGUGUCUUCCAGGUGCCUGAAGCUUCCUUCGGAUUCUGUAGAUGAGUACCCAUGUGGAGGUGAACACACCCCCAGCCCCAUCGCCAGUGCUCUGCCCCUCCAUGCCACGCCCGCCAUCACCAGGACAACACAGGUCACGGCCGUUGCUGUGGCAACCGAAGCCGGACACACCAUCGCGUUCCUGGGGGACAAAAGUGGACAGCUGCACAAGGUGUUCCUCCACGCCAAUGGUACAGGUGCUCUCUAUGACUCUGUGGAGGUGGACGGUCAAAGCCCUGUCAAUGCUGACCUCCUGCUGGACUCAAGUGGACGGAACAUUUACGCCCUAACCGAGAGAAAGGUAACAAGGCUCCCUGUGGCUCAGUGUGAGAGGCAUCUCGACUGUUAUUCCUGUCUGUCGGUGCGAGACCCUUACUGUGGCUGGUGUUCACUAGAGGGCAGGUGUACACGGAAACUAGAAUGUGCCCGCCACUCCCAGACUCACCACUGGUUGUGGAGUUAUGGCCACGAUCGGCAGUGUGUCUCCAUCCAGAAUCUGGAUCCUGCCAUCCAGAGCCGAGAAGAGCAGACUCAGGUCUCUUUCACCGUGCUGCAGUUGCCAACUCUCUCCGAGGACGAAGCUUUGUCUUGCGCUUUUGGGAUCCUGCCCGUUCAACCUGCUGUUGUCAAUGAAAACAAAAUAACCUGUCAGUCACCCCCACCCAAGCUCCUCCCCUCGACCCCACGAGGCAGUGAUCAUCUGACAGUAAGGAUGGCGCUGAUGUUUGGAGAAGUGACAGUCUCUCACACAAACAUCACUUUCUAUGACUGCAAGGCUGUCGGCAGGCUGAACGCUACCUCACCGUGUAUGGCGUGUGUGAGCAGUGUGUGGCCGUGUCACUGGUGCGCUCGAGAUGAACUCUGCACUCACAAUCGCAGCUGCCCCCAGCAGCACAUGAUCUUCAACAGCAGAGAGCAGGGAAAGCCUCGUGGUGCAGAAUCGUGUCCGUGUGUUUGGGCCCUGGAAAGUUCUCCACUGAUUCCGGUGGGGUUUGACACGCAGCUCUCUCUGCAGGGCAAAAACCUGGACAUAUUCGAGGAUGAAGAAGACUAUAACUGUGUGGUGGUGAUCGAAGGUCAGGAGUUGAUGUUGCCUGCCAUAUUGGACAGGAGCAGAGAGACAGGCUCGCAUAUGUUCAAGUGUUCCACCCACAAGUUUGAGUACACAGUGAAGCAGUUGGAGUAUUUGGCUCCAGUAUACCUGCAGAGAGGCUCUCAGCGUAUAGACUCCGCCCCACACCUGCGCUUGCAGCUGUAUAACUGCUCUAUAGGUCAGUCAGACUGCAGUCAGUGCCGGGCUGUAUCAGAAGCGUAUGGCUGUGUGUGGUGUGGGGGGGACGCUCCGGGCUGUGUGUUUAACCAGUCCUGCUCCACUGCGGCUGUGGAGACCUGCCCACCUCCACUGAUCACUAAGGUCCACCCACUGACUGGCCCUCUGGAGGGAGGGAUUCUGUUGACUAUUCGGGGCUCCAACCUGGGCCAGCAUUAUCAGGAUAUCCAGGCUGGAGUGACCGUGGCUGGAGUUACCUGCAGACCCCUGCCUGAGGCCUACCUCAUAUCCACCCAGAUCGUGUGUGAGCUGCAGCCGGCUGCGCAGGUCACCGCUGGUUCCGUGGUGGUGACUGUAGGUGAUUCAGAAUCGGGCCAUUCUCCUCAGACCUUCACCUAUCAGGAUCCCCAGCUCACCCGCAUCGUUCCUAACAAAGGCCCCAUGGCUGGAGGCACGAGGAUCACUGUGCACGGCUCUCAGCUCCUUACGGGACAGGGCACUGACCUGCGGGCAUUUGUGGGCUCCCAGCCUUGCCACAUAAUGGAUGGAGUGAGUGACACCCAGCUGGUCUGCCGCACCAGCCACUCCAACCAGACUGCAGGAGUGUCUGUCAGAGUGCUGUUCGGACGUGCGGAGAGGACUGUGCAUAAUGUAGUGUUUCGCUAUCUGGAGGACCCAGUUAUCACUGACGCCACUCCUGCGGAGAGCUUCUAUGGGGGCGGACGUAACAUAACAGUUACCGGACAGAACCUAGAUGUAGUCCAGCAGCCCAUGAUGUCCAUCCUCUUUGAGAUGGCAGGAAAUGGCCUGGUCAGGAAACGGCGGUACAGUCAUGUCUCAGCCCGGAACGUCCUCUUCAACAGCAGCAUGGAAACGAGAAAGGGUCAGUGUGUUAGUUUUAGUUCAGAGCAGAUGAGUUGUCAGAGUCCUCCGGUGCCGCGUGGCUGCCGGGUGGUCAGAGUUUGGUUUGAGAUGGAUAACGUGCACGUGGACUUUGAGAGCAUCAAGGGAACGCCGUUCACGUACCAACCGGACCCAGAGCUAUACCAGCUGAACCGCGAGGACCCGGGCAACCCCAUCCGCUUCAAACCUGGGGGAGUCCUGGCUGUGGAGGGCAAGGGUCUGACUCAGGCUAUGAGUAAGGAGGAGGUGGCAGCCUGGCUGGGAGAUAAGGAGUGUGAUGUAAAGACUCUGGAUGAAACUCACCUGUACUGUGAACCUCCUGAAGAACAGCCGCUCAGUUUGGACCACUUAGAGCUGCCCAGCUUAAAGGUGGUGAUGGGGAAGCUGGAGUUUAAUCUGGGAACAGUGCAGUAUGAUCUCGGUAAUCACUCCGCCAUGCCUCUGGAGGCUCAGGUGGGGCUGGCGGCCAGCGCGGCUGUGGUGGUCCUCAUCGUCCUGGUCAUCAUCCUCAUGUACAGGAGGAAGAGUAAGCAGGCAAUGAGAGACUAUAAGAAAGUUCUGGUUCAGCUGGAAACUCUGGAGAUCAACGUUGGAGACCAGUGCAGAAAAGAGUUCACAGAUCUGAUGACUGAGAUGAUGGACCUCAGCAGUGACGUUGGGGGUCCAUGCAUACCUUUCCUGGACUACCGCACGUAUGCAGAGCGCAUUUUCUUCCCCGGCCAGAGAGGGGCGCCACUGAGUCAGAACCUGGACCUGCCGGAGUCUCGCAGACCGACGGUGGAGCAGGGCCUGGGUCAGCUCAACAACCUGCUGAACAACCGUCUCUUCCUCACACGGUUCAUCCACACCCUGGAGGAGCAGCAGAACUUCUCGCAGCGUGACCGCGGCUACGUGGCCUCGCUCCUCACCAUGGCUCUCCACGACAAGCUGGAGUACUUCACCGACGUCAUGAAGACCCUGCUGGGGGAUCUGGUACAGCAGUACGUGGCCAAGAACCCCAAACUGAUGCUGCGCAGGACGGAGACAGUGGUGGAGAAGAUGCUCACGAACUGGAUGUCCAUCUGUCUCUACUCAUUCCUGAAGGAGGUGGCAGGUGAGCCUCUGUAUAUGCUGUAUAGAGCUAUAAAGUAUCAGGUGGAUAAAGGCCCAGUGGACGCUGUGACGGGGAAAGCCAAGCGCACGCUUAACGACAGCCACCUGCUCCGAGAGGACAUCGAUUACUGCUCUAUAACUCUGACGGUGCUGGUUAAGAGUGGAAUGGAGGUCCAGCCGUGUCCGGUAAAGGUUCUGGAUACAGACACCAUCACCCAGGUGAAGGACAAAAUUCUGGACCAGAUCUACAAAGGAGCUCCGUUCUCACAGAGGCCCUCCGCUGACUCACUGGACCUCGAGUGGCGCUCGGGGCAGGCGGGUCACCUGACUCUAUCCGAUGAUGAUGUCACCGCCAUCGUGCAGGGUCACUGGAAAAGGCUCAACACUUUGCAGCACUACAAGGUGCCUGACGGAGCCACGGUGGCACUUAUCCCUCGCUCGAGUUCUGGUAUUUUAAGCAUCAAUCAGAUCUACCAGACUGGAGAAAAGACGCCCAUGUUAGAGGGGGGAGAGGACGAGGGUCUGCGUCUGUGGCACCUCAUAAAGUCCAGCGAGGAACCUGAAAUCCCCAAACACAGGAAGAGCAGCAUGAGAGAGAGGGAGCGUGCUAAAGCUAUUCCUGAGAUCUAUCUCACACGCCUGCUCUCUAUGAAGGGCACGCUGCAGAAGUUUGUGGAUGAUGUGUUCGUGGCCAUCCUGAGCACAAAGCGUCCUCCUCCCAUCGCCGUCAGGUUUUUCUUUGAUUUCCUCGACGACAUGGCGGAGAAGCACGGCAUCGAUGACCCGGAGACUGUACACAUAUGGAAAACUAACAGCUUACCUCUGCGCUUCUGGGUGAACAUCCUGAAAAACCCUCAGUUUGUGUUUGAUGUGCAGGUGAUGGACAGCGUGGACGCCGUUCUCUCCGUCAUCGCUCAGACCUUCAUUGACUCCUGCACCACCUCCGAGCACAAAGUGGGCCGGGAUUCCCCUGUGAAUAAACUGCUGUACGCCAGAGAAAUCCCUCGAUACAAACAGCUCGUGGAGAGGUACUACAGUGAUAUUCACAGUGCUGCGUCUGGGUGCUAUCAGGAGAUGAACUCCAUGCUUACUGAAUUAUCCGGGAGUUUUGCAUCGGAGAUGAACAGCUUGGUGGCUCUGCACGAGUUGUACAAGUACAUCAACAAAUAUUAUGAUCAGAUCAUCAUGGCUCUGGAAGAAGACGCCGCGGGGCAGAAAAUGCAGUUAGCGUACCGGCUACAGCAGGUCGCCGCCCUGGUGGAGAACAAAGUCACUGACCUUUGAACUCAGGAGACCCUGAACCUGUGAGAGGGUCUUUGAAGAGCUCGCCGCAGCUGAGAGAAGCUCGGCGCUGCGCGAAAUCCGAUCGACCGGAGAAAUCCAGCCCCCAAUUCCUGAAACACACUUCCACAUCCCGCGCCUCUCGGGAAUUCUUAACAAAAGGGAAAAAGCGGUGCAAAGGUGACGGAUUGGAUGUUAAAGCCUGGAGGGGGUGGGGGUGUGGUCACACGGGGUGUGGGAUUAAAUAGCACAAAUGAGAGGGGUUUCUACUGCUAUAAGCACACUGAACUGAUUAUUUUAUUUUAUUUUAUUUUAUUUUAUUUUUUACGACUAAUGUUGCGUGCUGUGCUGCGUUUGAUGCGCGAAUGUGUGUGUGUGUCUCUCUCUCUCUCUCUCUCUCUGUCUAUCUGUCUGUCUGAGUGUAUGUACAUACACUAUAGUUUCCUCUGUGGCUAUAAAUUAAUUGCAUUUCAUUUCCAACAUUCAAGCUUUGAUUCAGGAUGUGUACCCCAGGCCUGCUCUUAGUGUCUGUACUGAAGUAGCUGUUGCAUGAUUAAUGACAGGUUGAGGGAAUAUUUUCGUGCUUUUUUCGGAUGAGCGAUAUGGAAUAUUCAUUGGAUAGCUUUUCCCUUUUUUUUUACGUUAGCGUUUUUAAAUUGCAGAUGAAUCCAGUCAUAUCUAAUCACGAAUAACAAGCACAAGUGCCAUAACAAGUGCAAAGCAGCACAGUCAUUACAGCACAAGGUGUGUGUGUGUGUGUGUAUGUUUGCAUGAGGGGCUGUGUGUAUGUGUGUGUAUGUGUGUGAGUGUGUAUGUGCUCUUAAUUACGCCACUUUCUGCGGUGAAAAUCUGUAGAUCUCAUUUUUAUGGUUUCCUAUUUUUAUCAGGUUUUAUGGGUUUAAUGGAAUGGAUGCACUAAAGGACAGUACUGAAAAGCUUGCAGUUGGGAAAUUACACUGUUUUUCUGAAGUAAUUAUUAUUAUUAUUACAACCCCAUAUCUAAAAAAAGUUAGGAAAAAUGCAAAUAAAAUAUAAAAUAAGUGUUCUUUUACUUUUAUAACACUGCAGACAGUAUGAACCCAACCCAAAAUAUUUAAUAUUUUAUCUGACCAGCUUAAUUUAAUAAAUAUAUAUACCAGCAUUUCAGGACUGCAACACAUUCUUAAAAAAUAAAGUUGAGGAAAGUUGACUGAAGCAUUUCUCUCUUGCUAAUGUCCACAUUUUGACUCUCAGUAUUAGAGGUGGGCAAUAUGGCUCUAAAAUAAUAUCUCGAUAUUUUAUUGUAUUUUCACAGUAUGAUACUCUUGCCGAUAUGACAAAACACUGAAUUUAUCACUGAAAAAAUAUUUAAAGAAUACACUACUGCAACAAAAUGAAAAUUAAAUUGUAUUAUUGCGUACGAUAUGAUAUGGCACACCCCUAACUGAGAUAUUAAAAAAUACAAGAAUUCUAUCAGAUUUGUAACAGAAGUCAAUGAUACAGAAUGUCAUGAUACUAAAAAUAAUGCACUUCUCCAAACAUCUCCAUAUAUCCAGGAUUAAAGUAAAAUAAAUGAUACUGGACAGAUAUAAUCUCUCUAUAUAGUCUCUAGUAUAUAUAUAAUGGGAAAUGAGAACAGUGUGAAUUUUUCUUUUGCUAAAACCAGCACAAAAGUUGUACCCCGAUGUGAUAAUUAGGGGUGGGAGAUUUGGCACCAUAUUUCAGGGUAUAAUAUCGUUCACGAGAUUAAAAAAUGUUGGUGAUAUUAUUGCAUACGAUACAAUAUGGCACAAUACUAAUCAGGAUACAGAGUAAUAAAGUGUUUGAUGUGUUAUUUUGUCCCAUUCUUCCAGGAUAAUACAUAAUCGUUGUCGUCACAUCUCAGUUUACUUUUCUGCCAUAUAAUAUAAAAAAUAUUUCUGUAAUAUAUGACAAAUAUGAAACGUCUUUGAGGUCAUACUGUCUGCAAACAAAUAGAAGUGAGCGAAACUUUAAAUAAAUACUAUUUUUAUUUGCAUUUUUCAUUCUGCACUAACUUUUUUUUUAUUUGGGAUUGUCUUGUUAUUAUUGUUUUUUUUUUAUUAUUUGUAAUACCAAAAUCAGAAAAUACCCGUAAUCAGAAAAAGAACCAGAAAUGUAAUACUUCGUAGAACUUGAUGUUGUGCUCUUCUGCUGUAUUUAUUUGUUUAUCUUCUUCUUUACCUGAUAAAAAUCAUGUUGGCUUUUAUAUAUGAAAUGCUGCCAAUUACCAAUACAUUAACUGAAGGACAGAAGGUUUGAUACAUGGUCUUGAUAUAUGAUAUAUGUGUGAUUGCUGCUUAGACUUCAAAGACUAGAUCAAAUAUAAAUAUAUAUAUUACAUGUGUACAGUGGGGUGGGGAGGGUAAAAGAAAGAGUGUGGAGCUAAUGCUAAAGCUAACGUGUGUUGCCUCAGAUGUAGCUAAAAUGUUGCAACAUAAAACUGGACGAGAAAAAAAAUACGUAGGACGUGGCGUUUAGAAACGGGUGAGUGAGAGCACGUGUGAUUGGUGAUUGGUGACUUGUGGUCAGGGCGAUGGGCGGAGCCAGUCAGCUUUGUUGCUUGGUUACAGUGAUUUAAAAUAAUAAUAAUAAUAAUAAAAAAAGAGCAGCAGUUGUCCUGGGAACCCGUGUAGAUCAGACACUGAAUAGAAACUAACUUAUUUGUACUGUAAAUAGCGCUUAUUUAUACACGACUACCAAAUGUGCCUUCUUUGUAACCUUUUAUAUCGAUUACCAAUUACAGUAUACAGUAAUCAAGCUUGACGUUAAUUGCCAAAUAGAGGAGAGGAGACGGAGCCACAGCUGUAGACUGUGUGAAUUAGUGUGGAAAGACAAGGGCUGGCCUGAACUGAUUUCUUUUCUGACCUUCAUUUACACCACUGUUCUGUUUAUUCUUCUGUUUUUUGAUAAUUAUAAUUUUUUACAUUUUUCACUGGAAGAAUAUUAAUCUGACCGCAGCUUCUCAGCAUCUCAGGGUCACAGCUACCCUUCCUGGUGAUUUCAGUAUUCAGUAUUCCUGUAUGCUUGUGUGUACAGCCGCCUUCUGUUUAACAGGGUUUUCCACCGUUCUUCAGUUUUGAAAUGUUCCGACUUCGAGUGUUCGAUCUGAUUUAUUUUUUUUUAUUAUUUUAUUUUUUCGUUUUUUAGAUGUCCCAGGUGAGGAUAUUGUACAUAGAAAUUAUUUUAGAAUUAAAACAGGAUUGUAAUCAUUUGUAAAUUCUUUUUUCUUGAUGUUUCUGAAGUACAGCUCGAAUUAGAUUUUUUUUUUUUUUACAUUUUUGUUACUCUUUGCCUGUAGCACUUUGUGUUUACACUCUUGCCUUUUUCCCUUCCUUUAGAAAUGGUUUAGAAAGCUAGUGUGUUUCCUGAUAGUGUGAAAGGGGUGUGUGCCCUAAUUCAGGCACUCGUGUUAAAGCUGAGCGACUGUAAGUGUAGGAAAGUCAAUAAAAAAUUUUAUAAAUAAAAGGUAUGUACUGUUGGACGGACUUUGCAGUCUCAGAUAAAUAAAGGGGGCUGCUGAUGACUGAUAGCUUUUAUUCACCUUACCAUUCAUAUGUUUUUUCCUAAGGUAUUCUGAAGAGAUACGUAUAUACAGAACUGUGCAAAAGUCUUAGGGUCUUAGGGUGUUUUCUGACCUAAAAGUCUUAGGAUCAGAUUUGGAACCGUGGUUCAUGUGUUUGUUAUGUUGUGCUGAAUUCUGUGUCUCAUCUCAACAUGAGUAUUACAGAUUCCCCUUUUAUUUCUAUUUAUAAACAGAGCCAUCAGCUGCCGGAGCCCUGAGAGAGCACAAUUGGCCUUGCUCUCUCUGGGUGGGUACAGUAGAUGGUGCUCUUUCUCCUCAUUAGUCCUAAGGUGAUGUCGAUCUGCACAGGGCUGCGUCUGUGAGCUGAUGUAUACUGUACCCUCCUGGUGUUGGGUAAUUGGCCUUGUAAAUUGGGGAGGAAAAAAUAUUUUUAAAAAUGUAAGAAAUGUUGCUGAAUGCAUUCAUUAAAAAGGCUGUUCACAAACUUUUGGAUUUAUAGCACAAUCUUUUACUUUACUUUUUUCUUUGUAAAAUUUAACUAAUAAAAAAUACUAUGCCAUAGCUUUCGUUCAGCCCACAAUUUCUAUUUAAUUAUUUGUCUAAUAAAUGUUUAAAAGUGUUUAACGUUAAAGAAUUCUCCUGUGUCCUGAGACUUUUGCACAGUGCUGUAUAUUUAUCCAGCAUGUACUGCUGACGACUGACUGCUUUCAUCCACAUCAGGCUCCUCCUCCUGUGUGUGUGUUAGGGGCCUGUGUGUGUAAGUGUGUGUGUGUGAGGGGGGGGGGGGAUAUGAUGAAGACAAUGUUAUUAGUGUAUUUAUUCAGUUCAUGUGUAAUUUAGAGAUAUCAGGGUUCGUACUAAUGUCCGGAUGGGGUGCGUGUGUGGAGGGGUUAAACCACAGCAGGACAAUAUUCUAACCCUGGAGAGAUAUGAGGGUUAUUUUCUUUUUGUUUAUUUGUUUGUUUGUUUAUUUGUUUGUUAGGCUGAAUUUGAAUGUGUUUGGCUUCUCAGUGUAGUCUUAAUUAUUCUAGACUUCUGCAUGCUUGAUUGACUGGCUGAUUUGAUUGGCUUUUUUAUUUUUCGGCCAGUAUGCUACUGGGCGCAUGGCACUUGUGCCUGUGGUUUUCCACUGGCCAGAUCUGAGUGUGUGUUUCUGAAUGUAACGUGUGUGUGUGUUAGCAAGCCCUUGUGUAUGGCGGCGAGGCGACAGCCUGCGAAAACCUCCAGAAAAACAGACUUUUCUCAGAGAGAAAAGCGAGAGACAGAGACUGAAUCCUCUUCCCGAACUGUCUGUGGAACUCGCCGUCUCGCCAAAUCCUGCAGCACUGUUCCUGAUGUUCCUCAGCGUUCCACCACAGUGACAGUAGACACGGUUCUGUACGGACUGUCUGAACGGUGUUCGUGGAGCCUUUGCCAAUUGCCAUAUUUUACAGUUUUUUGUACAAGGGGAAAAAAGGUAAUUUUUUUAAGGAACUGGGGUUAAAAAGAGCCUAGGCCUUCUGUUCUAGACUCCAGUUCUUUUUUUGUAUUUGUACUGGGUAUAGUUUGCUAACAGCUGUGUAUAUGUACCUGUAAAUACUAUGAAGAAAAAAAAAAUCAUUUUUUUUUUCUCUUUUUUUUUCAACUUGGUUAUACAUACCAUAAUGUCUCCAUUGUGGAGAAAUUGGGAGCCAAAAUGUUGUAAUGAGUGGAAUCAUGAAAUUUGUAUGAGAAAUAAAAAAAAAUAAAGUUAUAAUUUUAACAGUGAAA
Messenger RNA from Astyanax mexicanus (Mexican tetra), 11414 nucleotides. It is a transcript of the gene plxnb3, whose product is annotated as plexin B3. Gene Ontology annotation, biological process: negative regulation of cell adhesion; positive regulation of axonogenesis; semaphorin-plexin signaling pathway involved in axon guidance. NCBI's taxonomy places the organism in Eukaryota, Metazoa, Chordata, Actinopteri, Characiformes, Acestrorhamphidae. Gene Ontology annotation, molecular function: semaphorin receptor activity; protein binding. The record is from RefSeq and is a predicted model, not a curated record. The transcript is spliced from 36 exons. The coding region runs from base 428 to 6145 and encodes 1905 amino acids. Gene Ontology annotation, cellular component: semaphorin receptor complex.